Messenger RNA from Cucurbita moschata (crookneck pumpkin), 2286 nucleotides. RefSeq names its product LRR receptor-like serine/threonine-protein kinase GSO1. Gene Ontology annotation, molecular function: protein binding. The transcript has 4 exons. The record is from RefSeq and is a predicted model, not a curated record. Lineage: Eukaryota; Viridiplantae; Streptophyta; Magnoliopsida; Cucurbitales; Cucurbitaceae. The coding region runs from base 1 to 2286 and encodes 761 amino acids.
AUGGCGUUACUCCUACUUUCUCUCUCUCGAGUUUCAGCCAUAACUUGCAUCGAGAAGGAGCGGAAUGCCCUCCUCGAGCUGAAGAAAAGUUUUAACGAUCCUUCUCAUCGCUUGGCUACAUGGAAUGGAAUAAAUUGUUGUACGUGGAAUGGUGUGGGUUGCAAUCAAACUUGUGGAUAUGUUACUAAGAUUGAUCUUCGAAGCAAACAGGUUAACUCCAAUAAAGUUUUAUUCAGUAUUUCCAUUCAUUCUAGUUGGUUUGAGUUCGAAAACUUGAAUUACUUGGAUUUAAGUUGGAACCACUUUAACUAUAGUCGAAUUCCAAAUUGGCUAGGACAGCUGAAGAACUUGAAGUAUCUCGAUCUUGAAAACAGUUAUGUUUAUGGUCCAAUUCCUGCUAUGCUGGGGAAUUUAUCUACCCUUGAAUAUUUAGAUCUUUCGAAUAACGCUUUAACGGGAGAAACUCCGGUUUCGUUGGGAAGAUUAUUGAAUUUGAGAGAAUUGGAUUUGGGAGGGAACAGAUUGGAGGAGGUUCCUCCUUUUCAAUUGAAAUUUCUCGAUGCAAGUUCGUGUACUCGUUGUUUUGGAAGUGAGCUCCCUCGAUGGCUUCAAACACAAAAGGCAUUGGUUAAUCUACAAUUGUCGAAUAUGAGUAUCUCGAGUACUUUUCCAACAUGGUUGACAUGUCGAAACCUCACCACUUUGGAUCUUUCCCACAACCAAAUUGUGGGGCCAAUUCCAACCAGCAUCGACAAUCAAAUGCCGAAUUUGGAGGACUUGUUUCUAAGCACUAAUCUUAUCAAUGAUUCUUUACCACUUUCGUUGUGCAAGUUGAAGAAUUUGGCAUAUGUGGAUCUUUCGAACAAUGGGUUAUCUGGAAUGGUUCGAGGUUGUUUGUUGACUUCAAAGUUGCGUCUUUUAGAUCUGUCAUUGAACCAGUUUUCUGAGACUUUUCCACAUUCUCAUGGAAAUGAUCUUUCUAAUGUUGAACAGCUCAACUUGAGAAGCAAUAAGUUUGAGGGAUCCAUGCCGAUUGUCUUGAAGAAUUCAAAGAUUUUGGAGUUUAUAGAUCUUGAAGGAAACAAAUUCUCGGGAAACAUCCCCAUAUGGGUGGGUGAUAAUCUUGGAAGUUUGCAAUUUCUAAGGCUACGAGAUAAUUUAUUCAACGGUACUAUUCCUUCAAAUUUGUGCAAUCUGAAGAACUUGCAAAUUUUGGAUCUUGCUCAUAAUCAGUUAGAGGGAAGUAUCCCAUCGAACUUCAGCAAUUUCAACGUAAUGAUGGGAAAGGGAAGAAAUGAAGUAUCUGUGGUUUGUAGGAACGUAUUUCCUCAAUUAUGCGACGGUAAAAAGAAAGUCAUACAAUCGAUCAAGUUAAGCAACUUCAAUUACUCGUUGUCACAACUAAUGUUAAUGGUGAAUAUAGAUCUUUUGAAGAACUACUUGGUCGGUACCAUUCCAAGAGAGAUAACGAUGCUUAAAGGGUUAAUUGGAUUGAAUUUGUCCCACAACAAUCUAGUCGGGACGAUUCCUACUGAAAUAGGAGGACUCGGAUCGUUGGAAUCACUCGACUUAUCUUUCAAUCAAUUUUCUGGGACAAUUCCUAGAAGCUUAUCGAAAUUAAAUUCAUUAGGCGUGUUGAGAUUAUCCCACAACAAUUUUUCUGGAGACAUUCCUCGAGAGGGUCAUCUCUCUACAUUCAACGAGGCUUCAAGUUUUGAUGGCAAUCCUUAUCUUUGUGGAAAUCCGCUCCAUGUGAAAUGUGUAAAUGAGGAUGCAUUUGAGCCGCCGUAUGGAACUGAAAAUCAAGAUGAAGAGGAUGAUAAAUGGGAGAAGCGGUUGCUUUACAUAAUGAUAAUAUUUGGAUAUGCCGUUGGAUUUUGGGGAGUUGUCGGAGUUUUAAUAUUGAAGAAGAGUUGGAGAUAUACUUAUUUCAAGUUUACAGAUGAGAUUAUACAUACGGAAGUUGUUCAAGAAUCAUACGACAGGAGAACUUUCAACCGUGGAUAUCAGAACUUUGGUGGCAGUUCUCAGUAUAUGAAUGAUUUCUAUCCAAGAUUCGAGCACUUACAGAUGAACCCAACUUAUAUCAGACAUGAGGAGGAUGACAACAAGGUUGACAAAAAGGAUGACAACAAGGUUGACAAAAAGGAUGACAAAAAUGUGAGCAAAGGAUUGUCUAGAGAACUUAUGUCGAAGUUGCCAUCUCACGAACACAAGGGCAGUUCAUCAAAGUGGUUUGGCAAAUCCUCUCAAAAGCAUAAGUAUUGUCUCGUUCUUGCUUCUUGA